Thlaspi arvense is the source of this 1542-nucleotide messenger RNA. The record is from the annotation of a GenBank genome assembly. NCBI's taxonomy places the organism in Eukaryota, Viridiplantae, Streptophyta, Magnoliopsida, Brassicales, Brassicaceae.
AUGGCAACUCAUCAGCAAGCGCAAGCUCCUUCCGAUUUUCUAGCUCCGGCCGAUGGAAACUCCCAGCUUUCAGAGGUUACAAAGCCUACAAGCGAGGUUCAGCAACCUACGGAAACUGCUAAGCAGGAAUCUCCGCCCUCUGUGUUUAAGAACUCAGAACCAAUACGGGAGGAUCAAAUUCAGAACGCCAUCAAGUUCCUUUCUCACCCGAGAGUUAGGGGCUCGCCUGUAAUACAUAGAAGAUCGUUUCUCGAGAGGAAAGGCCUCACAAAGGAAGAGAUUGACGAAGCAUUCCGCCGUGUUCCUGACCCACCACCAAGUUCACAGACAACUAUUAGCAGUCAAGAUGGACAGCAAGCAGUGUCUAAUGUUCAGCCACAAGGGCAGAUACAAGCCACGCAGCCUGCUCCUGCGCCGCCCGUUGUCAUGAUUCCGCCUCCAAGUUUUCUCUCCCGCUUUCGAUGGUACCAUGCUGCUCUUGCUGUAGGAGUUUUAGCGGCUUCUGGUGCCGGAACAGCUGUUUUCGUAAAGAAAUCGCUCAUCCCCAGAUUAAAAUCGUGGGUCCGCAGUAUUAUGUUGGAAGAAGAAACUGAUCCUCUGAAGAAAGCUGAUGCAAAACCUAGCUUGGCUGAAGAAGCAGUAGCUGCAGCCAAAGCUGCUUCUGCGGCUGCUUCGGAUGUAGCCAGGGUUAGUCAGGAAAUGAUUAAAACGAAGGGUGAAGAGAAAAAGUAUUUUGAGGACUUGAUGCACCUGUUAGGUGUCCAAGUACAAGAAAUGAAGUCCUUGAGCAAUAAUAUCCGUAUGCUCGAAGGUAAAUCGAACAACCUCCCAAAGAUUUAUUCAGCUGACCAAGACGUUUAUGGUGGCUCGGUCACAGCUCCUGCAGCAAGGAAACCCUACGCAAAUGGCAGCAAUGUUGAUUAUGACGCGCGCUCAGCACGAUCUGCUUCUCCUCCUGCGCCACCAGCUGAUUCAUCUGUGCCGCCUCAUCCAAAGUCAUACAUGGAUAUUAUGUCUAUGAUCCAGAGAGGAGAGAAGCCUUCAAACAUUCGGGAGAUUAACGACAUGCCACCCAAUCCGAAUCAACAGCUAUCAAAUCCUCGCGUCGCUCCUAAAACUAAGCCAUGGGACUAUGGUCAAGCACCGCAAGACGAGAGUUCCAACGGUCCAUGGUGGCAACAGAAAAACCCGAGAUCCACUGAUUUCGGCUACGAGACAACAACAAUGGCGCGUUCCGUGGGUAUCCAAAACGAAACGAGUACAGUGGAACCAGCAGCUCUUCAGAGGCAGCGAUCAUGGGUUCCUCCACAACCACCUCCAGUUGUUAUGCCAGAAGCAGCCGAGGCUAUUCGUCGUCCUAAGCCACAGGCUAAGAUAGACCAAGAAGCACCUGCUAGUGAUGACCAGUCAGGUUUGAGCGAUGAGUUACAGAAGAUCACCAAGUUCUCUGAGUCUGGUGGUGGUGAUGAAUCAGGAAGAUUGCAGAUUUCAGAGAUUCAAGAAGAAAUAGAACAGCAACAGAUCAUCCAAGAAGGGAACUAA